AUGCACUACCAAGCGGCAUCAUGGGGAAGCUACGUGAGCCCAAGGAACACAGUAGUGGGGGACCCACUGGAGCGCAUAGAGAGGUUGGCGUCGGAGAACGCGGUGGUGAUAUUCAGCAUGAGCACGUGCUGCAUGUGCCACGCCAUAAAGAGGUUGUUCUGUGGAAUGGGAGUGAACCCAACGGUGCAUGAGUUGGACGAGGACCCACGAGGGAAGGAGCUAGAGAGAGCCUUGAUGAGGCUUCUUGGUACCCCCUCUGUCCUCCCUGUUGUCUUCAUUGGUGGUAAACUUGUUGGCCCCAUGGACCGAGUCAUGGCUUGCCAUAUCAAUGGCUCUCUUGUCCCUCUCCUCAAAGAAGCUGGUGCUCUCUGGCUCUAA
Abrus precatorius (Indian licorice) is the source of this 378-nucleotide messenger RNA. Its product is annotated as glutaredoxin-C3-like. The record is from RefSeq and is a predicted model, not a curated record. The transcript has a single exon. NCBI's taxonomy places the organism in Eukaryota, Viridiplantae, Streptophyta, Magnoliopsida, Fabales, Fabaceae. Bases 1 to 378 code for a protein of 125 amino acids. Gene Ontology annotation, cellular component: cytoplasm; nucleus. Gene Ontology annotation, biological process: negative regulation of DNA-templated transcription; anther development.